Acanthosepion pharaonis is the source of this 477-nucleotide messenger RNA. Lineage: Eukaryota; Metazoa; Mollusca; Cephalopoda; Sepiida; Sepiidae. The record is from the annotation of a GenBank genome assembly.
AUGUUCGUGCUGUCAAUUUCAUUAUCAGAAAAACUCCUCUCCAGCUCUGCUAAAUGUUUUAGUAAUUUCGUUCUUCUUCUUCUUCUUCUUCUUCUUCUUCUCCCUUUUCUUCUUCUUCUCCCUUUUCUUCUUCCUUCUCUUCCUCCUCCUCCUCUUCUUCUUCUUUCUAUUCUUCUUCCUCUUCCUCCACUUCAAAUUCUUUCUCAUCUUCUUCCUUUUCUUCUUCUUCGUCGUCUUCCUCCUCCUCUUCCCCCUCCUUCUCUUCUUCUUCCUUUUCUUCUUCCUUCUCUUCCUCCACCUCCUCCUCUUCUUUCUCCAACUCCUCAACACUUCGUCUUCUUUCUCUUCUUCUUCCUUUUCUUCUUCCUUCUCUUCUUUCUCUACUUCUUCAUCUCCCUUUUCUUCUUCUUCAUUUUCUUCUUCUUCCUCCUCCCCCUCUUCUUCUUCUUCUUUCUGAAUGAAAUCGGACUCUAUUAA